ACUCUAGUAGGUUUUUGUUUAGAAUUGCCUAAUGCAAUGGAACCCUGGAGAUAGUGCACGAUCGCUUAGCUGCGGCAAACGGAGGUCGCUUGUUACCAACCACUAAUAAGAGUGAACCUAGACCCUUAUUAAACGCUAGGUAAACUUCCCCUCUCGAUCAGCAAAUCGCAUCACUUCAAUAUCCUUCCGCACGCACCCAAAUGCCCCUCCCCCUCCGUCGCAUCGGAACGUCACUAAGAGAAUAUAAGCCUUGUUUAUCUUCCUCAGUUUUCCCUAAAGGAUAUCGGACACCACACAUCCCCCUCCUUGGCACACCUUACUUCUCCUGUCACCGCUCAUUUUACGGAUAUAUCAGUGACCAAAAAAUGGCGCCCCAACUUGAACCAUUUUUCAAACAGGUUGACGGCCUUUCCGGUUCUUUUAUUGAACGGUUGCGAAAGGCUGUUGCGAUCCCUUCUAUUUCUGCACAAGAUGAGAAUAGAAAGGAUGUUUUCAGGAUGGCACAGUUUCUCGCCUCAGAGCUGGAAGCUCUUGGCGCCGAAGUGCAUCAAAGGCCAUUGGGCAAACAGCCUGGGAAAGAACACCUUGACCUACCCCCAGUUGUCAUUGCCCGGUAUGGCAAUGAUAAAAACAAGCGAACCAUCUUGGUUUAUGGCCAUUAUGACGUGCAGCCAGCCUUAAAGGAAGACGGGUGGACCACCGAGCCGUUCGAAUUGACCGUUGAUGACCAAGGAAGAAUGUACGGCCGCGGAAGCACGGAUGACAAAGGCCCUGUUCUGGGAUGGUUGAAUGUGAUUGAGGCUCACAGAAAAGCUGGUGUUGAGUUGCCAGUCAACCUUCUUUGCUGUUUCGAGGGCAUGGAGGAGUAUGGCUCAGAAGGGCUGGAGGAGUUCAUUCAAGCUGAAAGCAAGGGCUUUUUCAAGGAUGCAGAUGCUGUCUGCAUUUCUGAUAAUUAUUGGCUUGGGACGGAGAAACCUUGCCUAACCUAUGGCCUGCGAGGCUGCAACUAUUACUCUAUCAGUGUGACAGGGCCUGCUCAGGAUUUACACAGCGGAGUCUUCGGUGGCUCUGCUCAUGAGCCUAUGACAGAUCUGGUCCAUGUGAUGUCUAAACUUGUUGACACCCAUGGCAAUAUUUUAAUCCCCGGCAUCAUGGACCUCGUUGAGCCGUUGACAGAAGAAGAAAAAGCCCUCUACCCCGAUAUCAGCUACACAAUGGACGAUCUCCAUCAAUCACUGGGAAGCAAAACUAGCAUUCACCCCACGAAAGAAAGAACGCUCAUGGCCAGAUGGAGGUAUCCAUCUUUGUCCCUUCAUGGGAUUGAAGGCGCAUAUUCGGCCCCUGGCGCCAAAACAGUUAUACCGGCGAAGGUCAUUGGCAAAUUUUCGAUUCGGACUGUUCCGAACAUGGAAAGCGAAGAUGUGAAUGAGCUCGUCUUUGAUUAUAUUAAGGCAGAAUUUGCAAAAUUGAACAGCAAAAACACUUUGAACGUAUGGCUGCAGCAUGAUGGGAAAUGGUGGGUCGCAAGCCCAAAACACUGGAACUUCACUGCUGCAAGCAAAGCAGUGAGGCAGGUGUUCGGCGUUGAGCCGGAUAUGACACGUGAAGGUGGCAGCAUUCCCGUCACAUUGAGCUUUGAACAAGCGACAGGCAAGAAUGUUUUGCUUUUGCCAAUGGGCAGUUCAACCGAUGCUGCACAUUCUAUCAACGAGAAGCUUGACAAGAGAAAUUAUAUUGAAGGCGUGAAGUUGCUUGGAGCUUACCUGCACUAUGUUGCAGAAGAGCCUAUGGUGGCGUAAUUGUCAAUCAGCAGCUGUAAUAAUUAUUGGUUACAGCAUCAAUAUUUAAAAUGGAAAGAGGGAAGAUAUUAAUUCA
This is a messenger RNA of Aspergillus alliaceus, 1875 nucleotides long. RefSeq names its product M20 family dipeptidase. Gene Ontology annotation, molecular function: metallodipeptidase activity. Gene Ontology annotation, biological process: proteolysis. Lineage: Eukaryota; Fungi; Ascomycota; Eurotiomycetes; Eurotiales; Aspergillaceae. The transcript has 5 exons. Bases 201 to 1799 code for a protein of 532 amino acids. The record is from RefSeq and is a predicted model, not a curated record.